Messenger RNA from Ostreococcus tauri, 432 nucleotides. RefSeq names its product Sybindin-like protein. The record is from RefSeq and is a predicted model, not a curated record. NCBI's taxonomy places the organism in Eukaryota, Viridiplantae, Chlorophyta, Mamiellophyceae, Mamiellales, Bathycoccaceae. The transcript has a single exon. The coding region runs from base 1 to 432 and encodes 143 amino acids. Gene Ontology annotation, cellular component: TRAPP complex. Gene Ontology annotation, biological process: endoplasmic reticulum to Golgi vesicle-mediated transport.
AUGCGUCUGUACACGUUUCACAUGUUCAACGCUCGAGGCGAGUGCAUUCAUUCGCGCACGUGGCAUCGCGAACGCGAGAGCGCGGACGAAAACAUCGAGCGUAAGACGCUGUUCGGCUUGUUCUUCACAAUGAAGGACUUCGCGCGACAAAUGGAUCCGAGACGAGGCGAGGAGGACGGUGGGUGUAACUUUUACGCGUACGCGACGAACGACUACAAGCUGCACUACUUCGAGACGGCGACGGGACUUCGAAUGACACUCACCACGGACGUCAACGCCGGAGAUUUACGAGCGGUGAUGCGACACGUAUACUCAAACAUAUACGUCGAACACGUGGUGAAGAACCCUGGGUUAGCGCCGAGCGAGGUAUUCGAGAGCGCGGCGUUCGACCAGGCGCUGGACGAGUACGCGAGCGUUCUGGCCAACGGGUGA